Messenger RNA from Misgurnus anguillicaudatus (oriental weatherfish), 5665 nucleotides. The record is from RefSeq and is a predicted model, not a curated record. Lineage: Eukaryota; Metazoa; Chordata; Actinopteri; Cypriniformes; Cobitidae.
AUGCGCACUGGCGCCUUAUACGAGAGCGCAGAUAUCCAUAGCGACAAUAACACCGGUCGAGAAUCCGCCUCGCGUCAUGGCGUCUUUCCGUGACAACGGCUGCCUCCGAAACAAUGUAACAGCGCCUGUAUGGCGGGAGAGUCGCGAGGCAAACAUGCGUUUUUAAAACGGCAGCAUUUAUUUAAAAUCAUCUACCCUUUGACGUCAUAAUUCCCGGAGAUAACGGCGGCGCGUCCUGCGGUUGUCAUGUAGCCGAGGCCGCGGCGCGUCGUAUCGCAUCGCGUUGCUGGGCGGGGAGGGGAGAAAUCAGACGGAUCUUUAAUAACAAAGCAUCGGGAAUAUUCAUGUGUUUUUAAAACUGGACUGUGGAUUUGACGCAGGGCUGAAGGAUGGACGUAGGUGCUCUUGCAGGUGGGGAUGGAGGACCCAGACGAGUGGAUUCGGUGGAGGGAGGCCUUGAAAUUGUGCCACUGGAGAUGUAUGAUUCAGCCCGGGCUAAGAUCGAGGCAAACCUGCGCUGGCUCUUUGCCAAAGCUUAUGGUGAAGAGCACAUCCCCACAGACCUGAGGGAUCCCUUCUACACGGAUCAGUACUGCGUGGAACACAUAAAACCUCCGGUCCUGAGUCUCCUUCAGUCCUCUGAGCUGUACUGCAGGGUCUGUGCUCUGCUUCUUAAGGGAGACCAGGUGUCAUCACUGUCCUCCCAUCAGUCUGUCAUCCAGACGCUCGCACGCCGGGGAAUUUAUGUCAGAGAACCCGAUGACACGCCCGUAUCCCACGAUGACCUCUCCUCCACCCCGAUUAAAAUGAGUUCUCAUAUUCCACUGAUCGAUGCGCUGAUGAUGGCUUACACAGUGGAGAUGAUGGCCAUGGAGAGAGUUGUGUCGAGCGUCAAGCGCUUUUCAACCUUCUGUGCAUCUAAAGAUCUUCCAUUCGACAUGGAGGACGCCAUGCUGUUCUGGAUCAACAAGGUCAUUUUGAAGACCAGAGAGCUUUCUGAGAAAGAACUCAAAAUGAAACAGCCGCUCAUUGAUUCGCCGUGCCAUCAGAAGCCCGAUCUCAUGAAUGCUUUGGCCCAUUGCAUGCUGGAGCCAGUGGAGUUCUCUCGUGUGGUACGGUAUCGAAGAGAUCACCUGUCUGGACGUCCUUUUCCUCACCUGGCUCCGAUGCAGGAUUUGAUGAAGGAUGUAUGUGAUGGGGCGGCACUGCUGACAGUCGUCCACUUCUACUGCCCUGAAUAUAUGAGACUAGACGACGUAUGCCUGAAAGAGGUUCCCUCGCUGUCAGACAGUGUUUAUAACAUCCAUCUGCUGAAGGAGUUCUCCAAUGAAUAUCUGAAUAGAUGUUUCUAUCUGCACACUGAAGAUCUGAUCUACAGCCCACCUGUACUGAAGCAAAAUGUGAUGGUUUUUAUCGCUGAGCUGUUUUGGUGGUUUGAGGUCGUGAAGCCCGACUUUGUCAAACCAAGAGACCUUCAAGAGAUUAAAGAUGUGAGAGCGUCUCUUCAGCCAAAGAGUUCCCAUGCACAUGUGCCCAUAUCCAGUGCCACCAAACGCAGCUUCAUGACAACAUCACCUUCAGCUGAUUCGCUGGCGACAGUCGUCACUCCUGAUGGUUAUACGAGGUACUAUUUGCAUCCUGAGGAGUCGUUAUCUGUAAUGAAAGGAAGCCCCGCCCACAGCCCCUCCCACCCACUCCUCCCACUGCGACAGAGGCCACAGACUGCCAGUCAGGGUGAAGAGAAUUCAGAUCUGAGGAACAGGUCAAACUCUUUGUCACGUAUGGAUGGACUCAUGCUUGGAUCACAGCUGGCCUGGGUAGAAAGGAAGCAUAGACCCAUCUCACAGAUGGAUACGGAUUGGGAACGUUUAUAUGGCGAUGAUGUCAGCUUGGCUCGUUCCAUCAGUAAAGACAGUUUAGCAUCCAACGUCAUCACCAUCACUCCACGACACCGCAUAAACGGCCAGCCCUUGCUCCAGACUCAUCACUAUGACAACCAAGAGGAAGAUGAGGAGCUAGCGGCUGUCAUUGACCCUGAGGGUGCGGCUGGAUCCAGAGAUGCCCGACCUCAGAGUUUCUUCUUAGAACCGUUACAGCCUGCGCUUUUACGACCAAACAAAGAGAAAACGGGGAUAAGUAAACGGGAAGAGAGCGGUGAGGGGCGGGGUCACAGGAAGCCGUACACGCCCACAGAAUGCAUGCCGAAUCGAACAUUUACGCCAAUCAACAGCAUAGAGCAAGAAGACACGUCUACGCAGUCCCCGGGGCGUUCUGGAAGUUUCUUUUUGCACGACGAUACCGAGUGUGUGAGGGGUAGCCCGGUGGGAGGUUGGGAGGACAUUACUUCCGACUCUGAAUUCGAGGAAGAAGCAGUGGAGGACCAGGAACUUGCCAAAGCACUGCUGAUGCAUGCUGGGAGGAAGUGCAUGGGACGGGGAGACGUGGAAGAGGAAUCUGCAAAGCUGCAAGAGGACGUUUGCUUGCGAGAGCGGGAAGAUAAGGAGGGCGAGAGUGAGCGGGCCAGUCCUUGCCUCAGUACGGUAUCUCAGGCCAGCAGCACGUCGACGUGCACUGGACGCAUGACGAGCUUUGCUGAACGCCGCAGACAUCGAGUCGGACUGCCUGAUGGUUGCUAUAGCACCGCCAGCUCUCAAACGACCACUCCUGAUGGGUCAGAAAGCUCCCAGUUUCCCUCCGACAUGAGCCCGAGCACACCUGUGGCGGCUGCUCGACCCGGCCUCGCUUCUGAACUCGUCCACCUGCGCAUGCAGCUGGAGGAGAAACGGCGUGCUAUCGAAACGCAAAAAAAGAAGAUUGAAACUCUGUCGGCACGUCAACGGUUGCAGUUAGGUAAAGCGGCAUUCCUGCAGGUUGUUAAAAAGGGGAGGAGCGACACAUUGCCACACCCACUAAAACAGGAAAUCACGUCUAAAGAGAAAGCGCUUGCGAAGGAUGAUGCAUGUGUGGAGGUUUUAAAGGCGAGAGAGCAGUGUCAAGAUAAAGAAGUACCUGUAUCCCCAUCAGUAGUGCAUAAGGACAAUCGUUUGAGUGUCCCAAGGAGCGACGUUUUGGACGAUGAGGGCGCAGAGCCCGAUCUUAGCGAAUGUAGCCGCUCUAUUGAGCUCCUGAACGACGCAAUUGGAGCAAUUCAGCAACAAAUGAUGCAAUUGUCUGUCCAACAGGAUUUGCUCAUAAAACAGACUGUUCAGUCUCCACAAGAGCCCACACAAACACACGCAACCAAAGCAAACACUGUGUCGCAUUUAAGCGAGCAGCAUGACGGUAGAACCCGACUCUCCGUGCAUUUCACGGAGACCAUUUCCACUGCAACCAAGCGUCCUCCAAGACUAAGCUCGAGUCGCACGCCUCGGACGAAACCUAGUGAACUCAAACUGAGCAAGGACAGUCGUCCUGCAUCCAAAACAAGCACUCCGACCACCAGCGGUGACCCCAGGCCCUCGCCGGGCGGCAGGACCCCCCGGGCCGAGAACGAGGAGGAGAGUGGAAUUAAAGGCUCCAAGGGAAUUACACGAAAUACCACGUUCAGACCGCAUGACCGACAUGCUGACAGUCUCGACUCGAAUAUCCCAGUAGUGGAACCAUCACCUGCCGAUCUGACCCGGGAGAGGAGCGAGUCCGGAGGUUCUGGAAAAGAGAACGUUCCCGUUCCGUCUGAGGAAAACAAAACAAAAGCCCAGCUGAUUGAGGUGGACCUCUCUGAACUUGCUGACCCAUCAGAAACCGGCACAGAACCGGAUGGUGAACAGAAGUCCGGACUGGGUUUCUUUUUUAAGGAUGAUCAGAAAGCAGAAGACUUUUUGGCUAAGAAGAGGGCAGCGUUUCUUCUCAAACAGCAGCGCAAGGCCGAGGAGGCUCGAAAACGCAAAGAGCAGCUGGAGGUGGAGUCAGAACUCAAACGGGAUGAAGCCAGACGUAAAGCUGAGGAGGAUCGUGUUCGUAAAGAGGAAGAAAAGGCUCGCAGGGAGCUGAUCAAACAGGAGUAUCUGCGCAGGAAACAACAAGAGCUACUAGAGGAACAGGGCGUGGCCAAACCACACCCACGACCCAGGAGGCUACGCCCCAAAUCAUUACACAGAGCCGAAUCUUCCUGUUCUGCUCCGGUUAGUCUGUGUUCUGCUCCGUCUGGAUCUUCUCUCUCAUUGGCUUCUGCUGCUACUGAAGGUGACAGCGUGGCGUCGGGAGGAGCCAGUUCAAACAGGGGGGAAUCUGUGGAAUCUUUUCCCAUGUUAAGUCGGAAUGCGAGCAGGAACAUGGAGCGUGAUUGGGACAAUGGAUCAACAGCUUCAUCCAUCACUUCUGUAGCAGAAUACAAUGGGCCCAGAUUAUUUAAGGAGCCGAGUGCAAAGUCUAACAAACCAAUUAUCCAGAACGCCAUCGCUCACUGCUGUCUCGCAGGAAAAGUCAACGAAUCCCAGAAAAACUCAAUUUUGGAGGAGAUCGAACGCUGCGAGUCCAAUCACCUGAUCAUUCUUUUCCGAGACGGCGGAUGUCAGUUCAGAGCUCUGUACACAUAUUCACCUGAAACAGAGGAGAUCCUUAAACUCAAAGGUACCGGACCGCGAUCCAUAAGCCGUAAGAUGAUCGACAGACUAUACAAAUACAGCUCGGACCGCAAGCAGUUCACCGUCAUCCCCGCCAAGUCCAUCUCUGCCAGCGUAGACGCCCUGACCAUCCACGGUGUCCUGUGGCAGGCCAAACGGCCGAGCACGUCCAAGAGAAAAUGAAAACCACUUUCUUUUGGCCCAUUGGAUUCCUCUGCUGCUUUCUGAUUGGCUACUACACUUUAACUAAUUGAAUUUUGCUGACGAGCAGGCCUCCUAAUCUCCUAUUGGUCUAUGAUCUUCUUCAUUGCUUCCUCAUUGGUUCGCUCCUGUUGGCCACUGAUCUGUGACACAGGAGUUCAGGAUGGGUGGAGCUUCUCUUUGAUUGACAGAUGUGUUUUAGAAGGAUUUCUUUUUCAGUGUUUUAGGCAGAAAUCUGCAUGUGGCACUUUUCUGUUUGGAGGACGUUUGAUUUUACCGUAGUAUUAAUUUAGACGGGUACGAAAGGCGGCCCUCGCACUACUUGAAUUAUGUACACACAUGGGAUCAUUGCUAUGGUUACGCAGGUGCGUAUGAAUGUGUGUAUUGAUGCAUCCUGUGUUUUUGGGUUUCUCAUACCUUUCCAUAUGCUGCUUCUUAUAAGUGAUGCAAUGUAUGUACAACAUGAAAAGGUGUGUGUGUGUGUGUGUGCGUGCGUGCGCGUGUGUGUGCGUGUGCAUGUGUGUGUGUGGAUGUUGAGCUUUUCAAUGUCAUGGUUUCAUAAUCUUCUCAUGAUGGUUCUGUAUUAUCUGUCUUUUUCUUUGCACUCUCAUGUGUUUUCACACUGGUUACUGACAGUAUUAAUGUAGUUUUGUAAUUCUUCACUAAGGAACCAGAUUGUCAUAAACACAUUGCCACUGAAUGCGUGUGUGUGUGUGUGUGUGUGUGUGUGUGUGUGUGUGUGUGUGUGUGUGUGUGUGUGUGUGUGUGUGUGUGUGUGUGUGUGUGUGUGUGUGUGAUUGGUAAAAAAUUUGUGAGACUUAUGUGAGCAGGGGUUCUGUUACAUUUGUUUGGAUUGUACAAAUCUUUGGUUUAUCUUUAUAAUUAUUAUUAUUAUUAUUAUU